Dovyalis caffra is the source of this 630-nucleotide messenger RNA. The record is from the annotation of a GenBank genome assembly. NCBI's taxonomy places the organism in Eukaryota, Viridiplantae, Streptophyta, Magnoliopsida, Malpighiales, Salicaceae.
AUGGAGAAGGCUUUCUUCAAGAUGACAUUCUUGGCCCUCCUUCUAUUCAUUGCAACUUGUGUGUCAUUUUCAGCUGUAUCGAGAGCAGAUGGAUCCGUGUUUUUGCCGUGUAAAAGUGACUCAGACUGCCAAGCUAUUGAGUGUGCCAGCGGCACUGCCCGUUGUAUUAACAACAAUUGCGAAUGCGACUCUACCGUGGAAAGCAUCUUAGCUUCAGAUUGUAAACAUGACAAGGAUUGCGUGAAUGGGCCCCGUUAUAUAGAAUUGGUGUUUGAAAGUGUUAAGCCCGAGGACCUAAUAUUAGUUCUGAUUCCUGAAUUGACGCAGCAAAAUGCCUUCGUGAUAUUGACUGCUCCUUUCAAUGUCCUUCGGGACGUGGUGUCUGUACUGAUAAGACCCAUGAAUGUUUUUGCUUGCCACCCGAAGAAACGUCUGCCGGAUCCACAUUACCCACUGCUUGCACUCGCAAUGGAGGAUGCACUAAGAUCAGCAGCAGAAUGUCAUCGGGAUAUCGAAUGCUCCAGUCAACCCGUAGAAACAUCUGCAGAAUCCAUAUUACCCUCUGCAGCAAGAGAACUGUCUUGUAAAACAACCAAAGAUUGUGACCCAAAGGAGAAGAUGGAAUGGUAG